This is a messenger RNA of Glycine soja, 1053 nucleotides long. RefSeq lists its product as uncharacterized. The record is from RefSeq and is a predicted model, not a curated record. Bases 1 to 1053 code for a protein of 350 amino acids. The transcript has 3 exons. Lineage: Eukaryota; Viridiplantae; Streptophyta; Magnoliopsida; Fabales; Fabaceae.
AUGAGCCAAGAAGAAUUACCCUUGAAGAUUACUCUAGCUCAAUUGAUUCAGAACAAUUUGUUACAUGGUUUGCCCAAUGAAGACCCGUAUGCACAUCUAGCUACCUAUAUUGAGAUAUGCAAUACUGUCAGAAUAGCUGAUGUGCUUGAGGAUGCUGUUAGAUUGAGCUUGUUUUCAUUUUCUUUGUCUGGAGAAGCAAAACGAUGGCUCCAUUCAUUUAAAGGUAACAGUCUUAAGACUUGGGAUGAAGUGGUUGAAAAAUUUCUGAAGAAGUACUUCCCAGAGUCUAAGACUGCUGAAGGAAAAGCUGUCAUCUCAUCAUUUCAUCAAUUUCCAGACAAGUCCUUGAGUGAGGCUUUGGAAAGAUUUCAUGGGUUACUAAGAAAGACGCCUACACAUGGAUUUUUAGAACCAAUCCAGCUCAAUAUUUUCAUUGACGGGUUAAGGCCACAACCCAAGCAGCUUUUAGAUACUUCUGCAGGGGGAAAAAUAAAAUUGAAAACCCCUGAAGAAGCAAUGGAAUUGAUUGAAAAUAUGGCUGCUAGUGACCGUGCAAUUUUGCGUGAUAGAGCAUACAUUCCUUCCAAAAGAAGCCUGCUAGAGCUUUCAUCACAGGAUGCAUUGUUGGCACAAAACAAGAUGCUAUCCAAGCAACUUGAGGCAUUGAUAGAAACAUUGAGUAAGUUGCCAACCCAAUUACAUUUUGGACAACCUUCACCCUCUUUUGUUUUGCUGGUUGCAGGUUGUGUUAUAUGUGGUGGAGCACAUGAUUCUGGCUGCUGCAUUCCCACAGAAGAUACAACACAUGAACAAUAUAAUCAGCAACAGGGACAGUGGAGAACUCACCCUGGCAAUCAGUUCAAUAAAGACCAAGGUGGGCCAUCUAACAAUCCACAACAACAAAGGCCUAGUCUUUAUGAUAGAACAACGAAGCUGAAAGAGACUCUUGCUCAGUUCAUGCAAGUAUCCAUGUCCAAUCAAAAGAGCACAGAGUCAGCCAUCAAGAAUCUAGAAGUCCAGGUGGGACAAUUGGCAAAACAAUUGGCAGACUGA